Molecule: messenger RNA, 669 nt
Organism: Penicillium verhagenii
Lineage: Eukaryota; Fungi; Ascomycota; Eurotiomycetes; Eurotiales; Aspergillaceae
Product: ESCRT-III subunit protein SNF7
Exons: 4
Coding region: 1-669 (222 amino acids)
Biological process (GO): vesicle budding from membrane; late endosome to vacuole transport via multivesicular body sorting pathway
Cellular component (GO): multivesicular body; cytoplasmic side of plasma membrane; ESCRT III complex
Source: RefSeq, a predicted model, not a curated record
AUGUGGUCUUGGUUCGGCGGCGCAUCCGCCCAGAAGCGCAAGGAGGCGCCCAAGAACGCUAUCCUGAUGUUACGUGGACAGUUGGACAUGCUACAGAAGCGGGAAAAGCACCUCGAGAACCAGAUUGCGGAACAAGAUGCCGCAGCACGGAAGCAUGUCAAUACGAAUAAGAACGCCGCUAAAGCCGCUCUGCGACGGAAAAAACAGAUCGAGAACACCCUUGAGCAGACAUCAGCGCAGAUCAUGCAGCUUGAACAGCAAGUAUACUCGAUCGAAGCGGCGAAUAUCAAUUACGAGACACUUCAGGCUAUGAAGCAGGCUGGUUCGGCGAUGGAACAGAUUCACGGUGGAAUGAACAUUGAGCAGGUUGAUGAAACGAUGGCCAAACUUCAGGAACAACACAGCCUGGCGGAGGAGGUCAAUGCUGCGAUUACUUCUACCCCGUUGGGCCAGCAGCUCGACGAGGACGAGCUGGAUGCCGAGCUGGAGGGACUGGAGCAGGAGGCUAUGGACGAGCGGAUGCUCAACACUGGUCCUGUACCAGUCAAUUCACAGCUGGACCGUUUACCGGCCGCUGGAACUUCAGAUUUAAACAAAAACAAGACAGCGAUAACCGAGGACGACGAGGAGGCGGAACUGGCCAAGCUGCGCGAGGAGAUGGCUAUGUAG